UAAGUGGUGGUUUGAUUUUAUUUUUUAUUAUCUGACAGUGACUCAAUAAAAAUGUCAUCCACAGUGACAAAAUACAUUCACCAGAACUGCUGAAGAUAAAACAAGAAACUUAAAACCGUAUUUCCAUCGUGGUCCUCAUUGUAGUCUGAUAAGGAUGGCAAGGCAAACUAAAAUAAAUAAAAAAAACCUAACACAUCCUGUUAAAAUUAUCCAAAAAUAAAAACAAAUACAUACAUAAACCAGAUAUAUGCACAUACACCUGGGGUCCCCUCAGAAGGAGCCACACAUUAUUAUGUUAUUAAAGAUACUCCAAAAAACUUCCUGUAAUUAGUAUUAAACAACCAUCCACCUCAUGCACGAUUAAAACAGCGAUCUGACGGGCUUGUUUUUAUCUUAACCUUGAGUUUGGCUUGAGCUUUCCAAUCCGAUGCUGCCGUAGGUAUUAAAUCUACAAUGUACAAUGUCCGUGGCUCUGCCUCUAGCUGAGCAGCUAUGAGAUGUCUAGACUACAUGUCAACGUGUAUUUAUUUUGCCAGUAAAAUAAGAGGUAAGAGCAUCAUCAUCUGGACUCCUCUGCACUUCCUCUGAUUCACCACAGGGUGGAGGUGUUUCUCUGUGAUGGGUCAGAACCAGCAAACAGAAAUCAGCCACAUGAUGUAGUUUGAAAUCCAUCACACAGCCGUGGUGCAGGAGCUUAUUUUAUUGAUGUGACGCCUUUCUAACACCUUAAAGAGGAAUAUGUGGGCAUUAUUCAUGUGAUCAAAGUUAUUAACAAACAUCACUUAUUAAUUUUAAAUGUAUCGUGACAGAACAGACGGACAUUUGUCUGGUUUGGUUCGACAGUGUUAAAAAUGAAAAACAUUUUCAAAAAGUGUUUAAGCAAAUAAGCUGCUGCAUAAAAUUACUUCAUAAGACUUCUUUGUAAUUUUCUUUUCACUGGUUUUACAAAAAGGAAAAAAACAUACGUACAUAUCAGGUCAAUAAAGUGCAAAACAUACCUCAGGAAAACAACAACAAAAGAGCACAGCAAGCUGCAUCGAGGCAGAAAAAGAAACAAGAACAAGGGGAUAUAACAGAAACUGAGCGCUAACUUCAUAAUACUUUUUAUUAAUUUGACCAAAGCAGUGACGUAUCAAAGAGAGUUCAAAGAAAACUUCAGUUCAAGCAUUCAGAUCGUAGCAAAACUAAAUUAUUCAGAUUGUACACUCGCUUUAAACUGCUUUAAAAUAUGUAAUUAUAUCAGAAACAUUUGAUAAAGAAAUCAGAUUGUAAUAAAAGUAGUUUAACUGUGCACAAAAUCCUGAUUAUCAGUAACAGGCGUUUUUCCUACAGAAGACAUUUUGACAUGUCACAGGUGUACAUAAAAUAAAUCAAAUAGGGCUGAAUUCCAUUUAGCUGCUUCAGUUUCAGGGUCCUGGUGUUGUUCUUGUCGGCUCACUGUCACACCAACAUUGCUCUCUGGGACAAAUGACUAGAACUGAUCCAUGAUUCAUGUUACUGGUAACACCUUUGCUUUUCUUACAAGUGAAAAUGUCUGCUGUGAAAUGGAGCUAUUGUCAGACAGCUGCCUUAUCUGUCCACCAAAGGGGCUGAUGGGAGGUCUGAGGACCCGUUAGAAACCACGCGGCCCUCGUCUGAUCUCACAGCUCGUCCUUGUUUGGCCUCAGCUGCAUCAGAGCGCCACUUCUCCCCAGGUUCACCAGAGGAAACACCACUGCACACAAUGCUUUUCCUCCCAGCUGCUGCUCUGUGCUAUCUGUGUUCAGCGCUGGUUGCCAUGGCAGAAGAGCUGAUUCAAGACCAGUUGUCGCAGACCAGGAGAGUUGGUGAAAUGGUUUCCAUCAGCUGUGGAGGAACUGACGGGUGUGAUAAAAAACAUGUCUACUGGUACCAGAAGACAAAAACAGGCCCAUUCACAGUGAUUCUACGUAUCGAUCUGACAGAUGGGAAAUUUAAUUCCCGCUACAAUCAUCCUCAGCAAAAAGAUUUCUCUGCGUUGAGAAAAGAGUACGGCUGCGACUUGAUGAUCUCGAGUAUUACACUCCUCCAUUCAGCCACCUACUACUGCAUCUGUUGGAAAAGUGUUGCCCACAGGAAAACACCAGGAAGAAACACAACAUUGAGUUUCCUGGUUCAUAAUUUGGUCUCAACUGAUUCAUUCAGCAGCAGACAGGUUUUUGUAUUAGUGUAUUUCACUGUGGGAGGAUCCAGUGGAUCCAACAGAUACCUGAUCUUUGGCUCUGGAACUGAACUCUACGUAACAGAUAAGCCGGUAGUGAAGCCCGUGGUGAGCGUGUACCCAGCAGCAUCCAGAGCCCACCAUGAGGGGAAGAGCUCCCUGCUGUGUGUGGCCUCAAACAUGUUUCCUCCUCUGGUCCGCUUCUCCUGGAAAAGACGAAAGGAUAAUGGUCCUCUGGAGGAGCAGGCACCUGCUGAGGAGGUGCAGCUGGAGCUCAGAGAGUCGGGACGCACCGCCGCCAUCAGAGUGAUUGAUGGGGACGCUCUCUCCACGUAUAAAUACCGCUGCUACGUCCAGCACGAGGGGGGGGAAGUGGAGGCCCAAACAGAACAAGAGGUUUCUGCUCUUCCACAACCAGCAGCCCCUGUCCAAUCCUGGUACACAGAGAGGCAGCUCUGUCUGAUGUACACAGUGCUGAUAGUGAAGAGUCUGGUGUACUGCAGUGGACUCUCUCUGCUCAGCAUCUUUAGAAAGGGACCGUCCUCUGACCACACUGAAGAGACUGACUCUCCCCCAGCAGCUUCAACUUCUCACCGUCUGCUAAUGCCUGAAGAGAAAGUCCAGAGCCGGUCCCUGAAGUACAGAAUCUGAGAAGCCCAUUAUCUCAGACUGAGAGUUCAUAAUCUUCCUCUUUUAAAACAAAUAAUGAAAUUAUCCAGCCAGCAAGUCCUGUCUGCAAAGCCAAAGCCUGAAGUUCACAAAACUGUCCAGAUCUGAACAGCAGAUAAGAGGCUCUCUAAGAACUCAAUGUUCAGUAGUUUUGUAAUGAAAUGCUUAUUUUAUAUUGAAUAUUUCUGUUGAUUUUCUUUUUGCUUCAAUUUCAAAGACUGUUAAACAUUUAACAAAAUUUGUUAUUCUUAUUCUUAUUUUUAUUAGAAAUAGUGGUAGUACUUAGUCUAUUUGUCUGAAUUAAUGCGCAGUUUCAAUAAAAUAAACUAAAACAUUUAAA
Molecule: messenger RNA, 3188 nt
Organism: Micropterus dolomieu (smallmouth bass)
Lineage: Eukaryota; Metazoa; Chordata; Actinopteri; Centrarchiformes; Centrarchidae
Product: immunoglobulin lambda-1 light chain-like
Exons: 6
Coding region: 1724-2830 (368 amino acids)
Source: RefSeq, a predicted model, not a curated record